Messenger RNA from Ooceraea biroi (clonal raider ant), 1826 nucleotides. Its product is annotated as transmembrane protease serine 9. Gene Ontology annotation, biological process: proteolysis. Gene Ontology annotation, molecular function: serine-type endopeptidase activity. Lineage: Eukaryota; Metazoa; Arthropoda; Insecta; Hymenoptera; Formicidae. The record is from RefSeq and is a predicted model, not a curated record.
AAGCUAACAUCGACAAUGCUGAUUCAGUGUCUUUUAGCCGCCGUCCUGGUAUUCCAGGCAUCCUUGGCCACACCUUUCGGCCUGCAACCCAGAAUCACUGAUGGUCAGGAUGCCGAACCGGGUGAAUUUCCUCACCAAGUGUCUAUUCGUUGGGGUGUUCCACCUAUUUUCAAGUACAAUCAUGUUUGCGGUGGCUCGAUUCUGAAUGAACGUUAUGUUUUGACUGCUGCACACUGUAUCCUGAGAAUCGGCAAACUUAAGGUCGUAGCUGGCAAACACUAUCUUACUCGUGAAGAAUCCACCCAACAGGAAGUUGACGUUGAAAAGGCUAUUGUCCAUGAAAAUUUCAAGGGAGGUAUUGCUCCAUUUGACAUUGCUGUCUUGAAACUGAAGACUCCUCUCGUUUUGAAUGAGAGAGUGUCUGCCGUCAAAUUACCCGAGCAAGAUCAAGUACGAAGUGGUGAUGCUGUAGUCACUGGAUGGGGCUCCAUCUCCAAAGGAUUGCGCCCAAUGCUUCCUGCAGUCCUCCAAAAAGCUACUGUACCCCUGUUGGACAACAAAUCCUGUCUAGCCAAGUUCCCAGAAGGCAUCAUCGGCAAAAAACCGGAACUUUUUGACACACAGAUCUGCACCGAUUCAGCUGGAGAAGUGGCCGCCUGCUCUGGUGAUUCUGGUGGUCCAUUGGUCCAAUUUGACAAUAAUUCGAAGACUGCUACCCAGAUUGGUGUCGUUUCGUGGGGUGUCUACCCAUGUGGUGUUUCCCGCUCUCCUUCUGUUUAUACUCGCGUACCCUCCUACGUCAAUUGGAUUAAUAAUGUCAUGAAUGCACUUGACGAAACGAGUAUAAAACACAGUGGUUUCAUCCAGUUGACACCACACUUCGAAAUGGAUUCGAAACUAAUUGUCGUGUUCGCUCUCCUCGCGGUAGCAUUCGCCGAGAAACCGUAUCUCGGUUUUCGAAUGCACUUUCCGAUUUCCUCCCAAGUAGUAGGAGGGUCCGACGCGCCCAAAGGAGGUUAUCCAUACAUCGUUUCUCUCCAAUGGGGACAAACAAAAAAUAGCGCAUCCCAUUUCUGCGCUGGAUCCAUUUUGAACAGUCAGUGGAUUGUAACUGCAGCGCAUUGCACUCAGGCAGUUCCUAGCUAUGGCGUGUUCCUUAUCAAGGCUGGAAAGCAUAAUAUUAAAACAUCAGAAAACAAUGAACAAGUAAUUGAAGUAAAUAACUAUAUUGAGCAUGAACAAUACCGAGGUGGUGUUGGUCCGUACGAUAUUGCACUGAUCAAGCUUAAGUCUCCCUUAACAUUAACAAACGAUGUACAAACCAUUGAACUGGCGGAAGCAGAAAGUGACCCAACUGGAAACGCGUUCCUCGCUGGAUGGGGUUCCACUUCGCGAACCAGAAACCCAAGGUAUCCAGAUAUACUUCAGCAUGCUCAAUUGGAAUAUGUCGAUCGUACCACAUGCCACGAAGCCGUCAGACGUCUAACAGGAUCUUCUCCUGUCCAUGAAACUAAUGUUUGCACUGGCCCAUUGAAUGGUGAAAAAUCAGCGUGCAGCGGUGACUCUGGUGGCCCCCUAAUUAGCCGUAAUGGAAACAAACCGGUGCUCACUGGAAUCGUAUCUUGGGGCAUCAUCCCAUGCGGUACUGUUGGUGCACCAUCCGUAUACACUAGAACAUCUAAAUUUAACUCGUGGAUUAGCAGGAACAUGGCCCUCUACUAAUGAUUAUAUUAACAUCUUAUAAUCAAUAAUUUCUGCUGACGAAAUAUUGCGUAUUAUACUGUGUAAAACAAAACUAUUGUAUAAAUAAAUAUUCUUUCUGCAAC